AUGCUGCCGGUAAUAUUCGCUUUGGUAUGUUAUGUCUCUUCAAAUGUGAUUGCGGCUCCAACUCCAGUCGUGAUAUGGCAUGGAUUGGGCAAGUUCCAUUUAAUACGAUCGAGUGUUUUUAGGGGAUUCUUGUUGCAAUCCUUUGAGCAUGGGAAGAAUAAAGAAAAUCAUUGAACAAAAUGGCCCCGAGGGGGUAUACGUAAAAAGCUUAAUGUUUGGUUCGAAUAUUGUAACGGUAUGUUUUUAAACGUAUUUAAUAAAGAUUAGGACACCGAGAAAGGGUUCUUUGCAAACAUGAAUGACCUGGUAGAUGAGGCCUGCGAUCAAUUAAAGAAAGACCCCCGAAUCAAGGGAAGCUAUCAUUCGGUCGGAUUCAGUCAAGGAGGACUUUUUCUGUGAGUCCAUUGCAACAAACAAAAUGUUUUUAGACGUGCACUGGCACAACGUUGCGAUUAUCCAGUUCCCAAAUCUGUUGUCUCUAUUGGAGGCCCUCAGCAUGGAGUUUUUGGGUUACCCCAUUGCCCUGCAAGUGCCGGAAUCUGCAAUACAGUCAGAAGAUUGCUAAAUCUGGGCGCUUAUGUCGGAUUUGUCCAGAAUACGUGAGUUGGCCGUUAAUAAUAUCAGGAAGUAUGAAGUAUUGAUUCUUGAAAAACCAUUUCAGACUCGUACAAGCUCAAUAUUGGGAUGAUCCCUACCUCCGUGAUGACUUCAAGAACAAAAACAUAUUCCUGGCUGAUAUUAAUUGCGCAAGAGUAAGAACAGAAAAGUCAUCAUACCGUUGUCCUUUAGGGGUGUAAUCAAACCAAAUACAAGCAGAAUCUUUCCCGCCUUGAGAGUUUGGUCCUGGUAAAGUUUUUGAAAGAUACGAUGGUCGUUCCAAAAGAUUCAGAAUGGUUUGGGUAUUAUCCUGACAAUAACACCACUGCCAUCGUCGAUUGGACGGACUCUUAUCUUUACAAAGAGGUAGAUCAAAAUAUUUUACGGUAUCUUGUACUUCUAGGACCCAAUUGGAUUGAGAUCUCUGGACGAAGAAGGAAAACUCCAUUUCCUGACUGUGGAUGCGGACCAUUUAAGGAUUACUACCGAAUUUUUCAUUGAUGAAAUUAUAAAGAAAUAUUUUAAUUGA
Bursaphelenchus xylophilus (pine wood nematode) is the source of this 1126-nucleotide messenger RNA. The record is from the annotation of a GenBank genome assembly. NCBI's taxonomy places the organism in Eukaryota, Metazoa, Nematoda, Chromadorea, Rhabditida, Aphelenchoididae.